ACCGCGCGCUCUGCCGCGUGCUACCGACCACUCCGGAGUUUUCCCUUUUUCUUUCUUUCUUUUCCUCUUUCGAGACCUGGGAAAGCGAUCCGCGGGUCUUUUUUUAUACACCUCCUGCACGUGCAUGCACGAGCGCCGCGCGACCAUCCCCGUCCCGGUGCGUCCCGAUCCCGGGGGCUUUUUUUUUUUUUUUUUUAAAGGGAAUAUUACAAUCAAUUAUUAAUAACAAUAACAACAAUAAUAAUAACAUCACUGCUGCUUUAUCAGUACUUUUUUCUUACUUGUUCAAGAGGAGCGCGCGCGCGCGUGUGUGUGUGAGAGAGAAGUGAGCAGAGAUGCUCUGAUGGGUUUGUAAUCAGUGAGCUUCUUUACACUUACACACACACACACACACACACAAGGACGACUGCGCGCGCUUGGAAACGCAACUCGGACCCGCGAUGAUCCUCUCCACGGUUUGCGUUCUGCUUCCUCUGCUGGACGUCCUGCUGUCUGCGGAAAAGUCCGUGUUUGCUGCAGCGAGCCGGAUGGACUGCGUCGGAGCCAGCGAGCUGUGCUUAAAGGAGCCCGGCUGCAGCACCAAGUAUCGGACUAUGAGGCAGUGCAUAACGGGGCAAGAGGGCAACAUCAGUGUCGAGGGGAGGGACGAGUGCCGCAGCGCUCUGGAAGCGCUUAAGCAGAGCCCGCUGUACAACUGCAGGUGCAAAAGAGGCAUGAAGAAGGAGAAGAACUGCCUACGCAUCUACUGGGGACUCUAUCAACACUUAAAAGGAAAUGAUCUACUGGAGGAAUCUCCUUACGAGCCCGUGACAAGCCGUGGAUCAGAUAUAUUUCGACUGGCCCCCAUGUUUUCAGAGGGAGACAUGAACAGCGACCCCCGGAGUGCUCCAGACACCAUGACCCCGGGCCAUAACCCUGGUAGAAACAAGAGAUCAAACACCGCUUGGGCUAUUCCGGGAGACCUUCUGACCAAGGACAACAACUGCCUCAGUGCGGCCAAAGCAUGCAACCUGAAUGACACGUGUAAGAAGUACCGCUCGGCCUACAUCAGCCCGUGCACAAGCCGCGUCUCCACGGCCGAAGUCUGCAACAAGCGCAAGUGCCACAAGGCUCUGCGGCAAUUCUUCGACAAGGUGCCCGCCCGACACAGCUACGGCAUGCUGUACUGCUCAUGUCCCCCGAAUGACCAGGUGGCCUGCUCCGAGCGUCGGCGCCAGACCAUCGUCCCCGCGUGCUCAUACGAGGAGAAGGAGAAGCCCAACUGCUUGGCACUGCAAGUCACCUGCAAAAGCAACUACAUCUGCAGGUCACGUCUAGCGGAUUUCUUUUCCAACUGUCAGGCUGAACCACGCUCUCUUUCUGGCUGCCUGAAAGAAAACUACGCUGAUUGCCUCCUCUCCUACUCAGGCCUCAUUGGUACGGUGAUGACCCCAAACUACCUGCGCUCUCCUAAAAUCAGCGUGUCACCGUUCUGCGACUGCAGCAACAGCGGCAACAGCAAAGAGGACUGCGAGCGGUUCACAGAGUUCUUUACCGACAAUGCUUGCCUGCGUAAUGCCAUUCGGGCAUUUGGAAACGGGACAGACGUGAGCCUGUGGCAAUCCGCUCCAGUGCAGAGCACCACGCCAUCACACACAAGUAGAGUACGUGGGAAAUUGCUCAACGUGGGGCCAGACAUGAACAGCAACCAGCUGAACCCUGAGGACUCACUCUACCAGUUAUGUGGGAACCUACAGGCACAGAAUAUGAAAACCAACCAAACAAAAAAUUUGGUGUGUGUGGAUACACAGAUCGACAAUCCCAGCUCCUCCAACUCCUUCUCGGGGAACUCGGCAUCUCGGUCAGGCUUUAGCACGCUGCUGCUCCUGUUGCUCAGCUCUUUUCACUGCUCCCUGGCACUCUUGCCACUCAACCUGAUACUGUAGUUGUAGCCACCUGGCCAGUUCAACACAUGGACACUUCUGAUUUGUAAUCUCUGGUAUAUGUUCCAGGUCUACCUGUUGUACUCACCCUCUCUCACUAUCUCCUCUCUCUAUUCCUAUGGCUCUGAGUUUUAUGAGCUUUGGUUUAUGCGAAAGUGAAUUCGGUGUAAUUUGAGUUGUUCUUUCUUUUUUUUUUUUUUGUUCUUUUCUUUUUUGUACCUGGAGAUUAACAGCGAAAAAGAAUGUGCAAGAUUUAUUCCUGCAACUUCCGAGACGGACCACAAGCCGGUCUCAGGGGUGAGAGAUCGAUGAAUUAAAUGGUGGUCCAAAUGAGUGCCGGCAGCUUUCUUAAGUGUUUCACAAAUCUCAUCUGUAUUCCUGCGUAUGUUGUGUGCGGUAUAACAUGCAGUGACUUUCCAACUGGCACACAAAACAGAAGCUUACUGAUGGGUUUUGUCAGUUUCAACCCUUCUUCUCACUCAUACCAUAAACACACCAUAAACAUACUAAUAGCGAAUCGAAGUAACUUUUGGAGGCAGACGCAAUGUCCAAGGAAGAUUUAUUUGCUGGGAUUUCUGUUGUGCAUGAGUAUUCUUAUAAAAUAAGAUCCUACUUUGGAACAGGAAGAAUUUUUGAGGAGCGUUUGACCACCAAGGAUCUGACUGAGUAUGUUUCAGUGCCUGGGUCAGUUUGGGAGUACCAGUUAACUGCAUCAAGUAGAGUGCCUCUGAUUCUAUUAACAGUGAUGUAUAUGAUUUCUUCAAUCUCUUACAGUAUAUUCUCUUUUAGGAACCUUCAUUGUAACUCUAGUCAUCGCCAGUCAAACUCAUCUGUCCUUAAAGUGCAUAUACGUAAUGCCUUUACAGUGCAGACUGUGCUUGGACCCCUUGUGUCCAAAUGAAAUACUGUACGUGUAUUAUAGUGUUCUUUCUUUUUUGUGUGUGUUGUAAUUACGAGCAUCACAGAAGGAGGCUGUGUUAUGGCCGUAUGCUCACGAUCAGAUCUUGAUCUUAAUCGACACUAAGGCUUUAAAGAUCAAACUUAAAAGUUUCCUUUGAAAUGAACCAGAGAAGCGAGCCGCGCUCACAAAGCAUGUGCAGAUUGAACAGCCAUUGCACAUUUGAAGCAUUUAUGACAUGACGUUUGGCUUUUUCUUUUUCUUUCUAGAAAAUAACACAAGAAAUGUGUUGCUCUCUUUAUUUAUUAAGAGACUUAUUUACUUAAAAAGGCAGAUUUUUAUUUGAUAAUGCAACUUAACCUACUGCAUAAAGUCAUAAUGAAAUGUUUAGAUAAACAUAUAUACACCAUGUAAAGGAAUAAACUCCAUCUAUAAUGACUGCUGCCCCAAAGUGUAUGACAGAGUCGAUUGAAUACCGAACUUGUUUAAUUGCUAAAAAUAAGAAAAAAAAAAAAAAAAAGAAAGGGAAAAGCAAAGAAGGGGGAAAACUCUUAUUUUUGUAUCUUUUGCAUUGUGUUUUCUUAAUCACAAAACUCUUGCCCAUAGGUUAGAAAUGUUGCAGUAAAACAUUUAGAGAUGGCGUUAGCAGGUACAGAUGAGGAUUCCAGCCCUUCAUUAAGGGAUACACUGAGUGUACAGUACAAAACAAAAUACCUCUGAAUAUUCCAUUGUGUGUGUUUUUUUUUUUUUUUUGACCAUUUGACUAUUUUCAUCACGGCUAACCUGCACAAACCAUUUCUCUUUCAACACCAUUUUAAAUCCUUGGGACGGUGGAUUAUUCCAAACUACACUGUCAAGAAGUUCAAAAGGUCCCAGCAUUAUUAGCUUUAUCCUGCUGCCUCAAUCCACUGGCGUUUCUCAAUAUAUAUAUAUAUUUUUUAUUCAGUUUUAUUACUGAAGAAUGCAAAUACCAAGAAGUAUUAAAAGGCAGAAGGAUAGCUUCUAUAGCUUUUUUUUUUAAACAAAUCCAGAAUUAUUGGCACCCUCGGUGAAAAUCACAAACGAGAGACUGAUGCAGUGAGGAAUAUUACAGCACGCUUGACCAUAUAGGAAUGCUACAUUUUUUUUUUGUAUAUAUAUAUAUAUAUAUAUUCCCAAUUUAAAACAACAAUUUUGUUGUGAUGAAGUGUAAGUAGUACAUUAUGUGACCUAAUUAUUUUAUUGAUUAGUUUUUGGCUAUAAAUGACAACUUGAAGGCAUAUUGUCUGUUACAAUGUACACUGCUAUUCCACAUUAUCAGUUUUAGAUAGUCUAUUUUUAAUUUGCAUCAGAGCUUUGAUGCAUAUUUUCCUUUCAGUAUGUUUGUUACUGUUCUGUUUUUGAUCGUCCUGCUGUUCUGUGAGUAAUCCAUGUAGUCACGUAACUAAUCAAAUCAAGGAGGGUUAAUCAAAUUAAAACAAAUUUACUAACGUCUCUGGAUACAAUACCCUUUUUCAUGAGCUGCCUUCAACUGAUAUUUCACAUAACUGCUUUGAGAUCUGUUACAGAAACAUGCGGGACAUUUUUUGUUUUAGUUUUUUUAAACAGAACAGAAACAGAACUUAACAGUGGAAAGUUGUUGUUAUCAUAAUAUUAAGAAAUUAAUUGGUUCUACUGUGUUUCAAUUCUUUUAAGAUUUUAAUGCUAAAGAAAGGGCAAGUACUUUCUUAUACAGUUCCACUGUUUGACAAAUAAUUUUUGAUAGUCACAUGACAAGUGCUAAUAAUUCUGGAGUUGACGGUAGCUAGUUUCUACUGCCAGAGGCAAGAACACAGUGCCUCUCACACGGUUGCAGGACCAUUCUUCAUUCAUGUUCUUUGAAGUGUGGUCUUGCAAGGUCAUUUCUUAACUUUUUUUGUUUUGUUUUUUCUCCUGAACAGCCUUUUUUUCACAUUCUUUGUACUGAGAAACCACCUUUUUGUUUACAUCCUCUAAACUCAUCAAUAUGGAUGGAUCAGGAGAGGGAAAAUCAAGAUUAUAGUAUUAUUCAGCUUAUAAUUUUAAGGAAAUAAGCACACUUUUCCAGUGUUCUGCACACUCAGUGUAUGCUGCAAAAAAUGUUUCUGCUUUGUGCAAAUUUUGGGUCAGAACAGGAUAAAGCAAAAAAAAAAAAAAAACGUACAAAAUAUCUUACACACCCUCACCCUCUGGUUGACAACAUGAACAACUUGUUCUUGUUUAUAAAUAAAACAGUUUGCCCAGCUAUCUGACAUAUUUCUUCCUAGCUUGUGAAAAUGUACAAAUAAAUAUUAUAUGAAAAACUGAUUAAACUGAUGGUGAUUUAUUCAA
This is a messenger RNA of Clarias gariepinus (North African catfish), 5148 nucleotides long. It is a transcript of the gene gfra1a, whose product is annotated as gdnf family receptor alpha 1a. The record is from RefSeq and is a predicted model, not a curated record. Gene Ontology annotation, molecular function: signaling receptor activity. Gene Ontology annotation, cellular component: signaling receptor complex; external side of plasma membrane. Bases 441 to 1925 code for a protein of 494 amino acids. The transcript is spliced from 10 exons. Lineage: Eukaryota; Metazoa; Chordata; Actinopteri; Siluriformes; Clariidae. Gene Ontology annotation, biological process: nervous system development.